CUCCAGAAGUUCCAGCAGAAGGCUCAGAAGCAAACUAAGCAGAAGAAAUCCAAGUCGGCUGAAUUUCUGAUGGCAAAAGAAGAUGGAGCAACCACAGAAGGCAUCGAAAAUCCAGCUUUUAACAUCAGCAGUACAGAUCUUUCAGCAUAUCAGACUUCAGGGGAGAAAGUUAUUAAACAUGACAAGCCAGAUAGCACCCUUGCAGCUCACCCACAGAAACUCCGGCUGCAGGCCUGUGCUGAACCAAGAGGAAAUGAAUACAGCAGAAAUUACUUUGACCCAUUGAUGGAUGAGGAAAUAAACCCAAGGCAGUGUGGGAUGGGGGUCAGCGGAGAAGUUCUGGGGCAUAUGGAUGAGAAACUUCUAUAUGACGAAUUAAUGAAGCUUCUAGAUGAAGAUAACAAAGAGGAUUCCCAAGGUACAUACCCACUUGUUUUCAACAUCUUUUAUCACGUGCAAAAAAUUGAGCUGUCCCCGGACACCACCAGCCUGAACUCCCCACAUGUGCUACGGCUAAGUCAACAGCCAAAGAACAUGAACUUCCAUUCCCGCCGUCGCUUAAGAGCUGGAGUCCCGAAAGUUCCUCGUGUUUUCCUCCCCAAAAGGGGAAGUCCUUCAAAAGCUACUUCAGUAGCAGCUGGUGUCAUGAAGGAAGAUAUUGUGGUCUCUGAAAGGCCUGAGAGCACCAGUAAGAGCUGUGAGUUCCACGAAGAUGUUGAAAAUGGAAUGAUUCCUCCUUAUAUCGAACAAUUUGAAAGGGAUGCUCAGGCAAAUAUAAUUCUUCUUGGCAGAUCUUCAAUGGAGCAGGUUGGCCAGGACACAUGGUCAGAGCCAACUCUUGCAUUAAAAUCACCCAGAAGAAUGAUGAAUUCAUAUCUGGGGAUCGCUCCUAGCACUGCUUUUAACUUAUCUUACAACUCAUCUUUGGUCUGUUGUGAAGCUGUUAAUGUCGGAGCAUAUACGCUGAUAAGGUUCACAGGGCCUUCGAUUGUGUUCAUAGGAAGUGUGAAUAGUCUCUCAGUACUGUCGCCAAUCAAUUCAAUCAUUGUGAGGAUAUCAUCAUCAUCUUUAUAUUCAUCUUCAUCACCUUCAGCAUCAUCAGCAGCAGUACUAACAGAUGAGAGAUCCCAGGAACCACAUCAUAUUCAAAUUCAAUUAAAAUGCUUGAGGGGAAUCAAAGACAAGGUGCCUAGGGGCUCCUAUUUCCUUAAGGUUUCUUUACUUAACCAACUUGGAAACUGUGCCCUUCCUUCAUCUAAAAGAGAACAACCAAGAAAUGGAAUACAACCCAUCAGUCAUGAUGGAAACUUUUAUGAUGUGGGAAUAUAUUUCAACCAAAGUCUAUAUAUGGUUUUGCCUUCUAAUGAAGAUGUGAAACCUGGCAUGACCCUCCUGUUUGAAUUCUUUCUCUGUGGUGGGACUUAUGUUUUUUUUGACCGGGCAGUAGGCUGGGGAGUUUUUCCUUUCUGUGACGACAACUUUAAUAUAGUGGAGGGAAAAUUCAAGUGUCCACUUCUUCGAGGUCAUUAUGAUAAAAAACUUGAAUGCUUCAGUAAAAUUGAGGAUUUUAUUUGUUCAGAUUUGGACCACUGGUUGUGCAAUCUCUAUUUUCAGUCUAUGUUAAAAGAAAAUGACCUGACGGAUGAAUCUUUGAGAGAAAAAUCAAGUUCUUUGAUGAACAUGAGAGCAAGAGAAAAUGAAGAGUAUUCAGGGUCUAUGUCCUACUUAGAGGAGCUGGAGAAACACAGAUACUCAGUAUGUUCCUCUUCUGUUUCCCAAGUGAAGCAACCCAGAAGAUUCUUCAAGCAAUUCCAUUUUCUGCAGGUGGUAAUAUUGACUGAGCUUCAAGUAGCAAAGUGGCAAAGCCAGAAGUUUUGGUGUAUUAUAUUGCUGCUAGCUUUCAUCUGGUUUGUGAGGCUCUACUUGCAUUACUGUAGCCAGUGGCUUUUUCUCCAGGUCAUCUCAAUUCCUGUUACAAAAUUCUGCUUCUAUCCUCACACUGUUGAACUUUGCUACCCAAGUUCUUUACUUCGAACAGGAGAAGAAUUGUCCAUGGUCCUAGUAGGACCACUAGCCCUGAAUGCUUUAAUACUUUUUUUGGCUAUCAUCAAAUGGGGCUGUCAGCAACUGUUUUCCUCAGCCCCAACUUUCCUGUCAAAGUUAAUCAUUGCUUUGGGACUAUGGACAGUAUUGGACCCUUUGGCGGUGUUUGUAGUGGAUGUUAUCCUGGGGCGACUUACUUAUGAUGGGGAGACUCCAGUUGCUGAUGCUGCAAAACUAUACUGGAGCUUUAUAAGGACAAAGCAAUCAGGAAUCCCUGGAGCAGUGAUUACAUUGUUAGUUUAUUUGCUCCUGUUCAUCAUUUCCUGGGCAGUUUUGUAUUUGUAUUGUCUCAGGCUGCACAAUGAUUCUUGGAUACUAGAUACAUUUCAGCGUAUCCAUAGUGAUGAAGGCAUGUUCUUUAUUCCAUAUGACCUGGAAAUUUCAAAUCAAGAGCUCAGCUACAUAGUGAAAAAGGCUGAACAAUGGAGAGGAAUCAAUGGGGAAAGGAGGAAGGUGGCAGUGUAUGAUUACAUCUGGAAAAACCAUGAUAGCAAGUCCGGUGUGCCCAGCUGUGACCUCCAGCAUCAAGAUGAAAUCACUGCAUGUGCAGCUGGUCCAGAAGGCAUUAUUUCUCAUGUGUCUAUACGUACCACUUAUCCCAGUGGCUUCCAAGAGCUGUACCGACAUUUCCUCAGACUGCCUGAUGGUGCCAUUGUUGAGGUAUUUGGUGACAUUACUGGAAUAAGUUUUCUACACAGUGAAGUGACUGCAGCUAUACAGAGCCAUAUAUGUGAAAUGGAUAGUGUACGGAGAGAAUCUUCUGAGCCUGAGAUCAAAGAAAGGGAAAAGAUUGCAUCAAAGUAG
Molecule: messenger RNA, 2907 nt
Organism: Dromiciops gliroides (monito del monte)
Lineage: Eukaryota; Metazoa; Chordata; Mammalia; Microbiotheria; Microbiotheriidae
Exons: 17
Cellular component (GO): perinuclear region of cytoplasm
Source: RefSeq, a predicted model, not a curated record